This is a messenger RNA of Neofelis nebulosa (Clouded leopard), 5411 nucleotides long. It is a transcript of the gene ADRA1A, whose product is annotated as adrenoceptor alpha 1A. NCBI's taxonomy places the organism in Eukaryota, Metazoa, Chordata, Mammalia, Carnivora, Felidae. Gene Ontology annotation, biological process: regulation of vasoconstriction; adenylate cyclase-activating adrenergic receptor signaling pathway; cell-cell signaling. Bases 837 to 2237 code for a protein of 466 amino acids. Gene Ontology annotation, cellular component: membrane. Gene Ontology annotation, molecular function: alpha1-adrenergic receptor activity. The transcript has 2 exons. The record is from RefSeq and is a predicted model, not a curated record.
CAGGUUCCCAGCGGCUCGCGGUCCCCUUCCGCGCCGCCCGUGCUGCAGCAGGGCACGCCGCUCCGGGACCGCAGAGUCGCCGGGGCUCCCAGCCGCCGGGCCCGGUACGGCCUCGCUCCCCAGGGCGCCCGGUAUACACCCCGCCUUUCUCUUUGCGCUCUUACAGGGGAACGCGGGGCAGAGGACGCCCCGCAGCCGCCUCGGUCUUGGCCAGCGUUUCGCGUCCACUUCCCCUGGCCUGCGCGCGCAGAAGCUGGAUCUAGCACGAGUCCACCGCGCGCCGGUCAACUGUGGGUAACUGCGGGCCGGGAGAAGCGCCCAGAUGCCGGCGGUCCCCGCCUUUGAGAGUCGACGGCACACCGGUACUUGAUUGCGGGUAGCGGGGAGGCUGGCGCUAGAUUGUUGAAUUCCCAGUUACGCGCAGAAUGCCCAAUCUUCUAAGCAGGAAGGAUCGGACAGUACGGAGAAGCGGGCUCCUGUAGUUCUGGGAUUGCAUUUUGCAACGUGUCUCCUCGAGCUUCGCGCCAAGCCUGGGGGAGGGAGGGAGUUGGGGCCGGAAGGCCAGCGCCGCGGGUGGAUAGGGUCCGCGGGUAGCCCGCGUGUGCGUCCCUGGCCAUGUCGCCUUUAAUGCCCUGCCCUUUUGCGUGGCCUUCUGAGGGUUUCCAGGGCAGGCCGGGGUUGCUUCCCACCCACACGCCCUCUCUCACCCCCAGCUAACCCCAGCGGGCAAGGCUCCCCAGAGCCGAGACCUUUUGACUCUGCUCCCUCGCUCCCGCCUCCGCCCUCGCCCGGGGGUGGCUCCCGAGAGCCGGACCUCGCCGGCCCCGGCUGGGACCAUGGUGUUUCUCUCUGGGAAUGCCUCCGACAGUUCCAACUGCACCCAUCCGCAGGCACCAGUGAACAUAUCCAAGGCCAUUCUGCUCGGGGUGAUCUUGGGGGGCCUCAUCAUUUUCGGCGUGCUGGGCAACAUCCUAGUGAUCCUCUCCGUGGCCUGCCACCGGCAUCUGCACUCGGUCACUCACUACUACAUCGUCAACCUGGCGGUGGCCGACCUCCUCCUCACCUCCACGGUGCUGCCCUUCUCUGCCAUCUUUGAGAUCCUGGGCUACUGGGCCUUUGGCAGGGUCUUCUGCAAUAUCUGGGCGGCGGUGGACGUCCUGUGCUGCACCGCGUCCAUCAUGGGACUCUGCAUCAUCUCCAUCGACCGCUACAUCGGUGUGAGCUACCCGCUGCGCUACCCCACCAUCGUCACCCAGAAGAGGGGUCUCAUGGCCCUGCUCUGUGUCUGGGCGCUCUCCCUCGUCAUCUCCAUCGGGCCUCUGUUUGGCUGGAGGCAGCCGGCCCCUGAAGACGAGACCAUCUGCCAGAUCACCGAGGAGCCGGGCUACGUGCUCUUCUCGGCCCUGGGCUCCUUCUACGUGCCACUGACCAUCAUCCUGGUCAUGUACUGCCGGGUCUACGUGGUGGCCAAGAGGGAAAGCCGGGGCCUCAAGUCCGGCCUCAAGACUGACAAGUCGGACUCGGAGCAGGUGACGCUCCGCAUCCAUCGGAAAAAUGCCCCGGUAGGAGGCAGCGGGGUGUCCAGCGCCAAGAACAAGACGCACUUCUCCGUGAGGCUCCUCAAAUUUUCCCGGGAGAAGAAAGCGGCCAAAACACUGGGCAUCGUGGUCGGCUGCUUCGUCCUCUGCUGGCUGCCUUUUUUCCUAGUGAUGCCCAUUGGGUCUUUCUUCCCUGAUUUCAAGCCCUCAGAAACAGUUUUUAAAAUAGCGUUUUGGCUCGGAUACCUAAACAGCUGCAUCAACCCUAUUAUAUACCCAUGCUCCAGUCAAGAGUUUAAAAAGGCCUUUCAGAAUGUCUUGAGAAUCCAGUGUCUCCGCAGAAGGCAAUCUUCCAAACACGCCCUGAGCUAUACCCUGCACCCACCCAGCCAUGCCCUGGAGGGCCAACACAAGGACCUGGUGCGCAUUCCAGUGGGAUCCGGAGAGACCUUCUAUAAGAUCUCCAAGACGGAUGGGGUCUGUGAGUGGAAAUUUUUCUCUUCGAUGCCCCGUGAAUCUGCCAGGAUUACAGUGUCCAAAGACCAAUCAGCCUGCACCACAGCCCGGGUGAGAAGUAAAAGCUUUUUGCAGGUGUGCUGCUGUAUGGGGCCCUCGACCCCCAGCCAUGGAGAGAACCACCAAGUUCCAACCAUUAAGAUCCACACCAUCUCCCUCAGUGAAAAUGGGGAGGAAGUCUAGAGGACAGGAAAGGUCAGAAGGAAGGCAGGGGGCGGGGGAUGAUCUUAGGCACCCACCCCACUUCCUAUUCGGAAGGCCAGUUCACUCUUCCUGGAUGACAAGACGGGACCAUCAGACCAGGGACCAUGUGGGAACGGGGUGGGGGAGGAGACCUUGGGCAGUGGGUAAGGCUCAGGGAAGAAGGGGGAUGUCACACGUCCAUCCAGCUCUAAAUGACGAUAAACAGCAUUUCCUUGAGGCUAAUGCUCUCGCGGUCAUCCUCUGAGGCCGCUUUCCACGUCUGGCCCUUGCAAACGAAAACCACCAUGGGAAACAGAAUGUCAUACACAAUCCAAAAGACUAUAAAUAUAAGGUUAUGAUUUCAUCACGAAUAUUUUGAGCACACACUCUAAGUUUGGAGCUAUUUCUUGAUGGAGUGAGGGGGAUUUUAUUCUCAGGCUAAACUUACUGACAGCCACGUUGGAUAUUUACAAGGAGAGGGCCUGGAGAGGAAGAGCCUUAAGAUGGAGGCCAACAUCCAGGCACAUUCUUUCGAGAGCGCAUUUUAAACUCCACUAUUUCUUAUCCAUCCAGUUGCUUAACUUGGGUGAAACGUGGCAGUGAGGUUUACCUUUUGCAGCAGUUUGACUGGAUGCUGCCCCUGAUUCCCUAAAGAUGAGGGGGAGGGGGCACUCAUUUUGCCUCGGAAUUAACGGAGGCACACCCUCUAUGCUCGGGUCUAGAUAGUUGGGGAAAAGAUGGCUUUUCCUGAUAGGAGACAGUAGAGGUGAGGGCCCGUUUUUUCAACUUACUGCUACAGAAAAAAGUCCAGUAGCCAAUGCCAAGAUCAAAUCGAGGAAGGCUUCUUGUGAAACCUACUUAAAGAUCAAGAGGUUGGGGUGUAGUGGGUGCUGAUUUCAUGCUAAGAGGCUGCAAACUUACUGCGCAGCGUUUUUGAUGUGGCUUAAAAAGGCUUUUCUUGGCAAAUGGCUUACUUUUUCCAGAACUCCAUUAUGAAAAUCCAGAGCUUGUAGUACUUUGAAAGGCACAUCCUGACUUCCAUUUUUUCUCAGCUGCUUCGCUACCGCAUAAUGAAUGAGGUUCAAGGUCCUGAAUGCACAUGCAGCCUGGUGGAAUGAGCCUUAUGAUCCAGGGAUACCCUUCCUGAACUUUGAAAGAUACACACGCUUAGCUUGAGAGGAGACUGACUGGUCACCAGAAAACCAUCUAAAGGAGGAAUUUGCAAAUAGUUUUUGACAGAGGCCCAUUGCUUCUGGUAAAAAUCCAGGAACCUGUUCAUUUCAUCUAUCCCCACUUUCUACAGGAAUGGGGGGAACUUGCUUUAUGUGUUCCAAAUUUUGGUAAACCUUCAUAACUCUGAAUAUUACUGAAGAUGAAGAUGAUCAUGAUAUGCAAAAAUUAAAAUAUUUUUCACGUGCCACAGUAAGAAUUUAAAAUAAGACUUACGUUUUUAGAAUAAUUCUGGACUAGAAUCACUGGUCUAAAAACUACUGGUCGACCAUUUCUGUGGCCUCUUCCCCCCACUUGAGUAAUUUCCUCUUAAGAAUUCCCAAGCAGAUUGCAGCCCCUGUUUAACUUUCACAGCAAAGGUAGGAGCUUGUGAUCUUCUCUUCUUCCCUUGCAGCACAAUGAUAAUUUCUUCAAGUGCGCCUUGAAGGCUAAUACCUUUGCACACUGCCAUGGUGGGGGGGGGGGGGGGCGGGGGGGGGGAUGUUUGCAUGUGGAUUUGAGUUUGUGGCUGGUUGUGCCGGGACAUAAAAUAUUUUGCCUUUUCAACCCUUUCUGGAGAAUGUCCUCUUGCUGACCAGAUACACACACUAUGUAUGCCUUGUGCUUAUAACUUUGAUUCUGGCAUUAGAUAUUGGCUGGAUUUUUAGACUCUGGGCCUGUCUGCAUGUCCCAUAACAGCUCUACCAGAUGUGGGGGUCCUAUUAUGGAUGUAAGCAUCAAGAAAGGACUUGAACAUACAAAACUUCUCUUCUGCCUUGAUAGGAAAGAUAAGUUUCAUUGUUCACAAGAGUUUCGUCCAGGAUCUGAAUUUUAAAAACCACUUUUCCCAGGCUCCCUUUUACAGGCACAGCAUCCCCGGGAAAAGAAUGGUAAAUGUCUUGUUUCCAUAAAAUAUGGCUCUCUUAAACAACAUUUCCAGACAAAUUUAAAUUUUAGGUUUUAUUUGGGGAGGGAGGGGAUGGGGAGGAGCAGAGAGACAGGAGAGAGAGAAUCCCAAGCAGGCUCUGCACAGCCCCCACGGGGUUCGAUCUCAUGACCGUGAGAUUGUGACCUGAGCCCACAUCAGGAGUUGAAUGCUUAACUGACUGAGUCACCCAGGUGCCCCUAAAUGUUGGAUUUUAGAAAGCUAAGGAUCACCAGAAAGCCAGCAUUAAUGCCAUUUCUAAUCAAAACAAGCAGCUAGAAAAUCUUUCGGCCAUCAGAUAAAAGCCAUGACAAUUGUAUUCAUGUGAAACUAUCCAUAAGUAAAUUAUCUGCUACACCCUUCACCAACCACACUCCCUCCAGGGAGGCAAACUUUAACAUUUAUUUCCUUUCCCAUAACAUGAUAUUAAGUAUAAACAUGCCAAUUUGACAAGAAAUCGAUAAUGUCACCCAAGACUUAGUCAAAGUGGGAUAAACAAUACUUGAGUUAUUUUUACUCAUCCACAAAAAUCUCUGUACCUUUGAGCAUGCCAAAAACUCUCCAAAAUUGUCACAGUUAAACAAAUGAUUGUCAUAUUUAUACUCACAUGUUUACUGCUUCUAUUUGUAGUUUGAAGAAUUUACCCAGAGUAACAGUGGUCAAAAUGUUUUCUCAAAUGUGUUAUAAAAAGCAGUUGCUUUGAGACUCUCUGAACAUCACAAAGAAUCAACUUGACAUAAUGGGAUGGGCAAAAUUUGAGUUGCUUCUGCAGUUCAAAUUGUGUGCCUUAAGAAAGACCUUGGAUGUCUGUACUCAGACAUUUCCCCAAGUUACUGCAAGGAUUUCAGGAGAGCACUUUGCUUGUCACAGUUUUCUUCCUCUUGCCUCACUUGUGUCUCAUCCAAGACCACUCUGCUGUCAUCAUUUUGUGUAUGCUAACGCUCCCCAAAAUAUUAAGGCUUUGAACUCUCACUACCUACCUGGGAUCAUCCAUCCAUGGUGGACAGCGAUGUUUGGGUAAAUAAAUAUAUUCUUAAGGC